AUGGAGAGGUGCCGUAAGGCGCGAGUCAUACUAGACCAAGGGAUCGAUACAUCUGGUUUGAUCAAGCUGUUUGUGGAGUCGGGCCGGUCUCGUGAGAUCAGCUCGCCAGUCUCCAUUACUGAUGUCACAGGAGAUGAGGGCAAAUACUCUCUGGAGAUACAGGGCUUCCAGUUCAUCAAGCAUAAGUCUCAGUUCGAAAAAGACCUUCCGGAGCUUAAAAGCCGCUACAAAGCAUCGGAAGAUCUGGACGAGGUCACGGCAGGUUACUAUGCAGAGAUGAAAGAAAUAUUGGCGAAAACACUGGAAAGCAACAAGAAGUACCCAAAGCCCUCCAGCAUACACAUAUUGACCCACAUCAUCCGAGCCGGUCCAAAAGACGGAGAAGGUGACCGAGGCCCAAUGGGCCCGCUCUACGGUGUCCAUGUCGAUCAGUCUACAUGGGCUGCCGAAGGAGUUGCUGAACGAUGGCUCGGGGACCAAGCGGCGGAGCUCCUCAAGAAGCCGCGCUUUCAGAUCAUCAACAUGUGGCGACCUUGCAAGCCAAUCACCCGAGACCCUUUCGCUGUCUCGGACGCGACGUCAAUUCCGGACGAGCACAUUAUCAAGGUGCCACUGAUCUUCCCCGACCACACGGCUGAGGCGCUGGAAGUUGUCCCUGCGCCAGAUCCUCAGAAGCCUCACCGUUACUACUACAAGUUCAACCAGCACCCGGACGACCUGUUGUUCUUUAUCCAGGUCGACUCUAGCAAGCAAUCAGACGUGCCAAGACGCUGCCCACACGUUGCAUUCAAGGACCCCAACUUGGACGAGUCCAAGGGCGAGCCAAGAAUCAGCAUCGAGACGAGAGCAAUGGUUUUCUAUGAUCAAGACGAGGCAUGA
This is a messenger RNA of Diaporthe citri, 879 nucleotides long. RefSeq lists its product as uncharacterized. The coding region runs from base 1 to 879 and encodes 292 amino acids. Lineage: Eukaryota; Fungi; Ascomycota; Sordariomycetes; Diaporthales; Diaporthaceae. The record is from RefSeq and is a predicted model, not a curated record. The transcript has 4 exons. Gene Ontology annotation, molecular function: oxidoreductase activity.